AUGGCGUUCCAAAGAGCUGACCCUUCUCCCUUCCUCCCACCAAAUAUGCACCUGGAGCAUGUGGAGAACCGACAGUUCAUGGUCAGGGCGGUGGCAAGCUCAAGGCCGCUCCCACGACACGAGGACUGGGCGAUCGCCACCAUCAACCCUUUGCCGGGUAUUGCUCUGAACUUUGAUGCAGUCAGUGAUGUCCUAGAUGAUUUCUUUGCGGAUGUGGCAAGAGUUCAGAUACGUUCGAUUCAGCGUACCCACCUUGGUCAGGCUCUUGUUCGGUUCAAUCGGGUUUAUGACAGGGAUACUCUGAUUGCCAAUAGCCCUCAUCAGUUUGAUAAUGUUUCCAUUUCCUUAAUUUGUGAGGCACAACCAAGGCCGUAA
Messenger RNA from Miscanthus lutarioriparius, 375 nucleotides. Lineage: Eukaryota; Viridiplantae; Streptophyta; Magnoliopsida; Poales; Poaceae. The record is from the annotation of a GenBank genome assembly.